Molecule: messenger RNA, 2757 nt
Organism: Colletotrichum phormii
Lineage: Eukaryota; Fungi; Ascomycota; Sordariomycetes; Glomerellales; Glomerellaceae
Product: GTP binding protein
Exons: 4
Coding region: 163-2307 (714 amino acids)
Biological process (GO): positive regulation of GTPase activity
Cellular component (GO): cytosol
Molecular function (GO): guanyl-nucleotide exchange factor activity
Source: RefSeq, a predicted model, not a curated record
GCAGCAAGACGACCAACCAAUCACCAACACCGCGCGUCUCUUCUUUCUUUUGAUUCCAGGAUACUACUUAUAAGUUAAUUAGAUUCCUUUCUUUCUUUUCCACUCUGUCAAGGACAGCAGAUAUUCAGAAAGAGACCCUUCCUAGAUAUCACGACCAUCGCCAUGGCUGAACCGGCGUCCCAGCAACAGCCGUUGGAAGGCGGCAAGAUUCUCACGCCAGACGCCAUCGCCAACAUUCUCUCGUCCGCUUCGGCCUGGGCUGAUCCAGGCUCCGUAGACCAGGGCCGCGCGCACAGGACCGCACUGCUGGGCGAUGUACUCUUCACUGCGCAGCAGCUAUGGAACUGUGGCAGUCAAGAGAUUGACAUUGUUGCGGAGAAGCUGGGCGAUGGAAGCAGAGAUGCAUCAUGGAGACUGCCCCUGGGAGACUCGGGCAUCGUCGACUUCUUCCUCUCUGUCAUUUCCACAGAGAACCUCAGACCAGCCUUGAAGAAGCACUCUCUUCGUCUCCUCGGCAACUCAUGCGCCGACACAGAUGAAAACCGCGCAAGGGUCGUGGCAUCAAACGCAAUCACCGCCGUCAUCAGCUUCCUCGCCGACGACGCCGCCCUCCCCUUCGCCGUGCCAGUCCUCUACAACAUCCUCGUCGACUACGAGCCCGCCCAGAUCCAAGCAAGCUCCUCCUCGCUCACCCUCCACCUCGUCAACCUCCUCACCAACCCACGCCUCGCCCACGCGCCGCAUCUAAUGGGCAUCAUUGGCAAGAUCCUCGCCUUGCUCGCCACGCACGAAACCGAAGCCAACUUUGCACCCCCGCAAACACCAACCAUCCUCCUCAACCUCGCCCUCACACCCACAACAGACGCAGAAGACUUCGUCUCCCUCACCGCCGUCGCCCUAGCCUACCUAACCCACGCGCCCAUCCAAGCCGCCCUCAUCACAACCGGCUCCGUCCCCAUCCUCCUCGCCACAUUCUACCACCUCCAAACCCAGCUCGACGCCCUCCGCGUCGAAGACGAAGACGCCGUCGUCCUCCUCAAGUCCUUACCGCAGUCCUUUAUCCAGAUCCUCGCCGACGUCUCCUACGCAGACGACUUUUCCCUCCACAACCCCAUCGGCUCCCCCGUCCUCGACACCCUCCACUGCUGGCUCGCCACGACAAACACCCACCUCCAGUCCGCAGCCUGCCUCUGCCUAGGCAACGUCGCCCGCUCCGACGAAGCCUCCUACGCCCUCGUCAAAUCCCACGCCGUCCACGUCCCCCUCACCGCCCUCCUCGCCACAGCAACAGACACAAUGCUCCUCCACGCCGCCCUCUCCUUUGGCAAAAACCUCGCCAUCCCCUCCCAGAACAAACCCGUCCUCGGCGACGCGGGCCUCUUCUCCCCCGACAUUCUCCCCCGCAUCUGGUCCCUCGACGUCAACCCUCAAAUCCAAUUCACAGCCGUCUCCCUAACCCGCCUCCUCCUCGUAAACACACCCGCCAACGUCCGCCGCCUCUGCGCGCCCCUCUCCCCGGACCCCCUCUCCCCCUCGCACGAGACAACGCACCUCCACCGCCUCCUCGACAUGGUCUCCCGCACCGACGCAGAACACACAAAGACAGAAGCCGCCCGCGCCGCCGCAGCCGUCUGCCGCGUCCUGCACACCGCGCCCAUCCCGCCCAUCCUGCCAGACUGGGACCCGUCCGAAGACGGCUACGUCUUCCGCCCCGAGAAGCCGCUGUCCCCGACGGCCGUGGCCGAAGCAGAACGCGACGGCGGCGCGAAGCGUAGGGAGAAGUUUUACAGGCGGCACCCGGGGCUGAAUAAGGCCCUCGCGUUCCUCGUCACGCAGACAAAGUUCCCCGUGCUUCGCAGCGAGGCGUGGUUCGUCUUUGCGCUCAUGUGUCGCGCCAAGGACGGCGCUGACAUGGUGUUGCGCACGCUGCAAGUUCCCGGUGCGUUUGAGGCGUUGACGGAGGCCGUUACCGGACGGACGUUUUCUAGGGAGGGUAGCAGCGGCAGUACGGAUCAGAAGGCUAUUGAGGGGGCACCGGCUGCGGGUGGUGAUGGACAGGCGGUGGUUGUCAGCGGUGGAGAUAAUGCUGCCAUGGUGGAGGGCCUUGGGCUGGAGCCGCAGCAGGCUGACCCGUCGCAGGCGGCGGGCAUGAAGAAGGUUGAUCGGGAGAAUGGGUUGGUUAUGGUGUCGGAGCUGGUUAGGAGGCAUGCGGAUGAGUUGCCGGCUGUUAGGAGGGCUGCGUUUGAGGAGAUGUUGAAAGAGGGUGGCGAGCUGAUGGCUGAUGAGAAGGGGAAGGGCAAAGCGUAGUUGAGAUAUUGAAGAACUCGACGCCUGAACGAACUGCUGCUCCUCGAAUACUUCGUGAUCUCCUAACAAUGUGGGAACAGUAACACCCAUGUUCUGUACUAUUUUGGAUCACGAGGUUCGAGAAAACUUAGAUCACAUCAUCACCGAAUGGAACCACAAUUGGAAAUAAAAGCAAUCGAAUCAAUCCUUUAGUCUACUCCAGUCACCUUUGACCCAUGAUACACGUCACGUCGUUUUCGUACGAUGCGUCUUCCUACGCCCGUCGAAUAGACGACGGGAACUUGGGCAGUGGUAGGGGGCAGCAAUCGACACAAGCGGGCGUGAUCAAUGCAAUAAUUUCUUUAUGACCUUGUCCUGAGAGUAUCUCAUUCCACUGAACCCACGCCAGGCCAGAAGAUAACAACCCGACCUCCGAAGAACUUUUUUCCCUUCUCCGAAAGUGUUUUUGAU